Molecule: messenger RNA, 600 nt
Organism: Opisthocomus hoazin
Lineage: Eukaryota; Metazoa; Chordata; Aves; Opisthocomiformes; Opisthocomidae
Source: RefSeq, a predicted model, not a curated record
AUGAACGGGGGUGCAACCGUUCUGGCCCGGCUAACGGGCGGCAGAAGGAGCGUCUGUAACCUCUACAGCAGGCACAUCCAGAUAGACGGGGAGGUGCUGGCCAUCCAAGUGCAAGACACCCCGGGAGUUCAGAUCCACGAGCACAGUCUGGACUGUAACGAGCAGCUGAACAGAUGCAUUCGCUGGGCAGACGCCCUGGUGAUCGUCUUCUCCAUCACAGACUACAAGAGCUAUGAACUCCUCAGUCACCUUUACCAUCACGUUCGGCAGCUGCACCCGGGGAACGCCGUCCCCGUCGUCAUCGUAGCAAACAAAGCCGACCUCUUGCAUGUCAAAGAGGUGGAGCCGCAGCACGGACUUCAGCUGGCCAACAUGCUGGGCUGUACUUUCUACGAAGUGUCGGUCAGCGAGAACUAUAACGACGUCUUCAACGCCUUCCAUCUCCUCUGCAAAGAAGUCAGUAAGCAGCCAGCAACCAGCACCCCGGAGAGGAGGAGAACUUCCCUCAUCCCGCGCCCGAAGUCGCCCAACAUGCAGGAUCUGAAGAGGAGGUUUAAGCAAGCCCUGUCUGCCAAAGUGAGGACCGUCACUUCCGUUUGA